This is a messenger RNA of Ilex paraguariensis (yerba mate), 2066 nucleotides long. The record is from the annotation of a GenBank genome assembly. NCBI's taxonomy places the organism in Eukaryota, Viridiplantae, Streptophyta, Magnoliopsida, Aquifoliales, Aquifoliaceae.
CAAAGUUCAGAGGAAAAUGAACCAUUCUUUCCACAUCCAACUCACAGAUAUGCUUACUAGCAGUUCAUUCCCAAUGGUGGUUUUGAGAAUUGGAAGCUCAAAAUAGCUCAAUCCAGCCAGAGAGCCUGCAAAAAAAAAAAAUUGUUGUAUCUUUCAUCCAUUCAUGGCUCCAACUCUCACUUCCAAUUCAUUCCUCUUAACCACCACACCCAAUUCAAGACUCUCUCUCAAGAACCCAAGAGUAUUCACAGUGUUUGCCAAGAAGGCUGGACCAUUCCCACCCUUUCGGCUAGGCAAACAGUCGAACAACUCAGGAUCAUCCUCUGAAGAAAGUCAAGAGGAGAGUUCAGGCAAUUCCAAACCAUUUCGGUUCGACUUUGGGAAGUUACCGGACGUGAAAUCUUUGAUCCCAGUUGGGGUUGGGACUAACCCAUCUUCAGCCUUGACGUUUAACCGGAGGCGUAAAGACCCACGAACGGUGUUUGUUGCUGGUGCAACUGGGCAGGCUGGAAUUCGCAUUGCGCAAGCACUUCUGCGUGAAGGUUUCAGCAUUCGAGCCGGUGUCCCAGACAUAAGUGCGGCGCAGGAGCUAGCUCGUCUUGCUGCCGAAUACAAGAUAAUCUCUAAUGAAGAAUCAAGACGACUCAAUGCUGUUGAGUCCACAUUUCAAAAUGCUGAAUCAAUUGCAAAAGCAAUUGGGAACGCUAGCAAAGUCGUAGUUACUAUUGGUCCAGCAGAAAAUGGUCCAACAACUGAGGUCACCACAUCAGACGCCCUACAAGUAAUACAAGCUGCCCAAUUGGCUGGUGUUGGUCAUGUGGCCAUUGUCUAUGAUGGAACAUUGAUGAAUUCCUCAACCUACAAUGUAUUGGAUGGUCUCUCAUCAUUCUUUAACAAUCUGUUUUCGCGAUCACAGCCAUUAACAUUGUCAGAGUUUUUGCAAAAGUUAGUUGAGACGGAUGUUAGCUACACACUCAUAAAGACCAGGUUAACAGAGGAUUUCUCUACCGAGAGUUCUUACAAUGUUGUCGUGACAGCUGAAGGAAGUGCUGGUGCAAACGACUACAAAGUUGCAAAGUUGCAGAUAGCUUCGCUGGUGGCAGACGUUUUCUCCAACACUGAAGUGGCAGAAAACAAGGUUGUGGAAGUGUGUACUGAUCCAUCAGCACCGUCUAGGUCUCUAAAUGAACUUUUCAGUGCCAUUCCUGAGGAUGGAAGAAGAAAGGCUUUUGCAGAAGCUCUUGCAAAGGCAAAAGCUGAGGAAGAAGCCAUAAAUGCUACUGAGAGUGCUCGUGAAGCCGCCAAAGCAACAAAGAAGCUUGAAGAAGAGGUAAAAAAACUGGAAGAGCAAGAAGUUCGGGCUGCUAAUCUUGCCGAAAAAGCCCAAGAAAAGGCAGCUGCUGCAGGAACUUCGGUUGAGAACCUCGUGGACAAAGCAAAAGGCUUAAGUUUGGGGCUGUCUUGGGAAAAAUUCAGCUCACAGCUUUCAUCAUCUGUUCAAAAGCCUACCGAGGAACCUAAAGUGCGGAUUGCCACGGUCAGGGGACAGGCCAAGGCUCAGACUUUGCCUGCCCAGAAAUCAUUCUUCACAAAAUCAACCCAAAAACCUCCUGCUUUGAAAUCUAAAUCAGAAGCCAAGCAAACAGAUUCUAAAAAAGAAGUGAGGAAGGUUUUUGGUGGCUUGUUUCAGCAAGAAACCAUCUAUGUUGAUGAAGACUAAGAAGACCCAAGUUGCGAUCUAUAUUUUAUCUCGUGAGUCUUUCUGUAUCUAUGAGAUUUACAUUUUGAAUGAUUGAUGUCACAAUUGUGAGCAAGAAAUGUUUAUUGACGUCAGGACUUUAGGCGGCUUACCAGUCCCCGGUCCCCAAAUUGACACGUGGAUUAAUACAGUCCAUAUGGAACUCAAAAGGCGCCGGGAGAUGGCACCAAUGAGUUAUUACUCAAAAGAGCCGAGUGAAUAAGCUGGGAUUAGUAUUUAAGGAGAUAUGACAGCUCAUUAAUGAGGACUUGAGUGACUGUGACAUGGUUAUUAAUGAACCUCUGCAUCCUCGAGGCCCCAAACUGAC